AAGACGGAUUUCAAAGGCCCGGCGAUGAUCAGCUUAUCACCCGAGCUCUGGUUCUUUGUGCAAAAAUAUAUCCACCUGGCAAGAAGAUUGCCGAACUUCGUCUUCAAGAUGUCGGAUUCCAUUUUCAUUAAAUGGCCCACGGGGGGAAAACCUCCACAGCCACUCGACAAUUCAGGCUUAAACAAAGGUCUCGGCAGAUUGUGGAAUACAAUGUUCGGUUCAAACAAACCGAUUUCUACAACUAGGCUCAGAAAAUCCGUUGUCACCGAAGUCAGAAGGGCUGUACCCACUUCAAGGGAUGUGCUAGCUAGGCACAUGUCCCAUGAGCCUUCCACGGCCGACAGAUAUUAUCACAUGUCAGACAAAUCAAAGAUGGCGGUGCCCGUGUCCAGGCUCAUAACGGCUGUCAUGGAAGGGGAAAGUGAAGCAAUAAGAACUAUCAAACAGAUUGCACAGACGAGCUCCAUUCAAGAGAUAUAUCUUAAUGCACUUAUAUCGCAGACAGGUACUGAGGAAGGUAGUUCAAACCCUAACCCUACCCCUGAUUCUGACUCUCCAAAGAAAGAGAUUUGUUACCAAAUACCGCACAAGUUACCAAAUGCCGCAGAAAGUUACCAAAUACCCAGUUACCAAUUCCCUAGAUACCAAAUGCCGCGUUACAAAAUACCGCUCCAAGUUACCAAAUACCUCGCUCCAAAGUUACCAUUUACCUACGAGUUACCAAAUACCGAUUUCGAAUGUUACCAAAUGCCGCAACCCCAACUGACAGGAUGCUGUCAGGUUACCAAAUAG
Saccostrea echinata is the source of this 792-nucleotide messenger RNA. RefSeq lists its product as uncharacterized. The transcript is spliced from 4 exons. The record is from RefSeq and is a predicted model, not a curated record. Bases 25 to 792 code for a protein of 255 amino acids. NCBI's taxonomy places the organism in Eukaryota, Metazoa, Mollusca, Bivalvia, Ostreida, Ostreidae.